GUUCUGUGCAUUGAUUAAAAGUGCAAAGCGAGAGCUGAUUUGCUAUUUUCUUGCGCCUGCCCACCCAGGCAGUGACAGCGUGUGUCUGUGCCUGUGCAUUCAUUUCUGGAAGCAGCAGAGACUGGGAUAUUUGAUUGCCGAAAGAGGGUCGGUUCUGCAAUGCUCGCCAGGGAAUGCAUCGUAUCUGCACCUGGAAAGGUUAUUCUUCACGGUGAACAUGCAGUGGUGCACGGAAAGAUGGCGUUGGCUGUAAGCUUAAACUUGAGGACUUACCUCAGAAUCCAGCCUGGCUCUGAAGGGAGAGUGUCCGUCAACAUGCCCAACAUAGACACCUUCCUGAGCUGGGACGUGUCCUCCCUGCACACCCAGCUUCCUGCCAGCAGGGCUGGUUUGCAGAGUGCUGUGGAGCCAGACCCAGCAGUGGUUCAGAAGCUGCGUGAGUAUGCAGGUCUCGUGGAUGGAUUGGCAGACACACGCAGCCUGGCAGUCCUCACCUUCCUCUACAUAUACCUCUCUGUGUUUGCAGAAUCCAGAGAGCUGCCCAGCUUGACCAUGGUUGUGUGGUCUGAGCUGCCCACUGGGGCUGGUCUUGGCUCAAGCGCCGCUUUCUCUGUCUGCCUCUCCGCUGCUCUGCUGGCCUGCAGAGGGGCGAUCACCUGCCCGGCUGUAGAAGCAGGACAGACUGCAAGGUGGAGCGACGACGAGCUGGAGCUGAUUAACAAGUGGGCGUUCCAGGGAGAGAAAAUCAUCCACGGCAAUCCAUCAGGGGUGGACAAUGCCGUGGGCACCUGGGGUGGAGCUUUACGAUACCACUCGGGGAAGACCAAGCCAUUAAGCAGCACUCCUGUUUUAAGAAUUCUACUCACAAACACUCGAGUUCCCCGGAGUACCAAGGUUCUAGUGGCAGGAGUGAGAGACAAAAUGACUAAGUUUCCUGCUAUAAUGAAUCCGGUGCUGGAAUCAAUAGAUGCCAUUUCCUGCGAGUGUGAGCGAACCCUAAUGGAGAUGGCGAGCAGACCUGAAAUACAACACUACCGGGUAUUAGAGGAGCUGAUUGACAUUAACCAGCACCACCUGAAUGUGAUGGGCGUGGGGCACCCCUCCCUGGACAGGCUGUGCCAGGUCAGCUUGGCACACGGACUGCACAGCAAGCUGACUGGGGCCGGGGGAGGAGGCUGUGGCAUCACUCUGCUCACACCAGACACUGACAGCUUAGAAGUUGAAAGAUCGAUACAGGAACUGAAAGACUGUGGCUAUGAUUGCUGGGAAACUAGCAUUGGUGCACCUGGUGUUCUGCAUCACUCUUCGUCCUCCCUGAAGGAAGACGUGUUAAAGGUUUUAAACGGUUACUAAAGAGACAUCUGCAGCACGACGCUCGGUUUGCAUUUUAUCAGCGUGUGAGGUGCCCUGACUGCAGGAUAUCCAUGGAUCACCCCCCCCCCACACACACACACACACACGUGGUAUUGGACGAGUGCUUCACCCAUCAGAUAUAAACUACCAAACUCAUGUUUCUUUGCAGAAAUCAGAACACAAGCUGUGUUUGUGUAAUUCUGUGCAUUUACAUUUAGAGUUGGCUUUUGCAGUUAACAAAAGACAUCAUAACAAUCUAGUUAAAGAGAAUAACGUUUAAAUAACAGACAGAUGACAGCUAAAAGUGCUCCAAAAAUAAAAUGCUAUGUAGACUGUCCUCAAUGAAAGGGUUACAGGUGAAGUGUCCCGGAGAGCUUUAAAAUGAGAUUCUACCUAUUUAAGAAGAAAAGAAGUCUAUUUUCUGUUGCACUAGAAAAGAGAUUUUGUUUAUAACCUCCCGUUGCUGUAAGUAAUCACAGGAGCAUGCCUGCUUGACUCGGAAUGCAAUGGAGGCAAACAAGUUUUGGGGUGAGUGGUGAGGGGAGUAAGGGGGUAAGGCAGUAAGGCCUGCCUUCAGAGUGCACAGACAGAAGCCUUGCUCUGGGACCACACAAGCAGUCGUGAGCUUGCCAUUUCUAAGGUGAUCAUUAAUUUUCCUAACACAGCCAAACAUUCCUUCAUCUCAAGCCUGUUCAAAUUAGUGUAGCACUCUAGAGAUUACCCUGCGAUUUCAGGAGCAGUAAAAGCAAGUCUUAACAGUUUCACUUCAUCCUCAGCAAAGACCUGCUGAGAAAUGUUAGUAUUGUUUUUGAUGUUUCCUGUUCAAAGUCAAUGACUUGCCCAGAGUGACUUACAAUUUAUCCUGAAGCUUUAGAUAAUUGGAGACAAGGCCGUGACGCGCCGUGCUUUUCUUGGUGUUCUGCAUUUCAUGCAAGCAAGACUUUGUGUUGCAUUCUUCUUCUGUUAUUUAAUGACAAACGUGCAAGACCUUGCUCGACACACAGUGUCGGCUUGAUAUUUAUUGGGAGCGUCCUGGAAAAUAUAUUUUAAAAAUAGUCAUUUUAUGCAACAUUCAACAAAUUAAAAAUUCUGAGAAUGUUUUAUAUUUCAAUUUAUAGUUUUUUUUUUUUUUUUUUUUUUUUUACACUCAAUGGCUCUUGAACUGUAUUUAGUCUUGGUGCCUUUUCCACAGAAUCUGGUUCAGUACAGUUAAUGUUGACUAAUGGGUUAGAUUCUGUGCAUUACUUUUCAUUGCCACAAGGCAGCAGUAAAGACUUGUAUUAAGCUCACAGGGGUAUAUUCGUAAUUGAUAAAUCAACAAUCCAGUCAGCAACUUAUGUUUGGUCUAUGGUAUACAACCCAUCUGUUUUGAAUUGGAAAGUAUUAUUUUAAAUUGAUCAAUUAUGAAAAUAAACGAUUAUAUUUUAGCCUCAUUUGAGUUAUGAUUUGUCUGUAACACAGGAAACUAAAGAAGUAGUUCCUGAAAAGAAAGUUUUGUUAAAACGUAUUAAAAAAAAAAAAAAAGGUACACUUCUAACUUCAAGGAGCUUUUGCUGCAGAAUAUUUGCACAGAUUAAGGCUCAACAUGUUUUUUAACCAGUCAAAUGGGAGCAGUGUUUAGCUGGCAACAUCCAGAGGAUUCAGAAAUAAAUCUCUUUAUUUUUUUUAUACAGAGAGCUGGUAAAGUUAGUUAACCAAGAUUUGACUCCAUUGCAAAAAUAACAUGGUGCCCGAUUUAUGGUACGAUUCAAUGCGAUUGUAAUGCUUUCCCAUUUCUAUUCAUAAGAUCAAAGCUACGAAUCGUGCUCCAUUAGAUACUGCAGAAGAGUUUGUAUUUCUCCUUCAAUUGGGAUGAAACUUGCUGUGGACAUUUCAGUUCUUGUGGGUGUCGUGAUCUAGGUCUUAUGAGGGAGUUGGUGUAAGUUGCAAUCCUGAAUUUAUCACAAAUACCUGUUCUGCUGUACACACUGCUGCUGUAUUAUUGUCUGACUGAUAUGCAUGUUACUAUAGGUUGAUUUUAUCAGCCUGCACCCAACUCGGAGAAGCCACAGCUGGAACCCCCUCAUGGCUUCCGUGAGCCACAUGUUUUUUGGAGUAAUCUGAGGAUAACUACAGAUAGCUAGUCGAUGCAAUUCAGGGUGAUUUCAUGGUGCUGUAAAAGGAUUCAAAAAACAAAAAAAACAGCUACUGCUUGAUCAGACUGAUGAUCACUGCUUUAGGAGAUGUCUUGAGUGAAUUAUUUCUGACCUGAUGCAGUACAAUAGAAAUGUAUGUGACCUGUUGCUUUUGUGCUUUAAAUCGUUUCUCGUGAACGCGAGGAUAGUAAGCAAGAAACGAGUUUGAAAUCAUUACUUUUUUUUUUUUUCUUUUAAAAUAAAAAGUUGUUUCAUAACUGUGUCUUUUAAAACCCAGCGCUGUCUGGAAAUUUCAAGAGAGGCUUGAGAGUUCCAAUCCCUUUCAUGUGGAUCCUCUGCCCCGCAUUUCUAAAGGUCAGACUGAUUUUCUUUUUUCCUGUUAGAUCUUUGGCAGAUAUAUGGAGAAGUGUUGCCUCAAGCCUGGGGGAUUUUAUCCGGUUUGUCCUACAGUCCCAAUUAAUCCCUGAUCUGAUCAGUGAUUGGCAUUAAAAAGAUCCAGAUAAUGAA
Molecule: messenger RNA, 3995 nt
Organism: Polyodon spathula (Mississippi paddlefish)
Lineage: Eukaryota; Metazoa; Chordata; Actinopteri; Acipenseriformes; Polyodontidae
Product: mevalonate kinase-like
Exons: 11
Coding region: 160-1353 (397 amino acids)
Biological process (GO): cholesterol biosynthetic process; isoprenoid biosynthetic process
Cellular component (GO): cytoplasm
Molecular function (GO): ATP binding; mevalonate kinase activity
Source: RefSeq, a predicted model, not a curated record